This is a messenger RNA of Corylus avellana, 711 nucleotides long. The record is from RefSeq and is a predicted model, not a curated record. Lineage: Eukaryota; Viridiplantae; Streptophyta; Magnoliopsida; Fagales; Betulaceae.
AUGGUGGAAACUCCUCUCUUGGACACAAUUUUUUCAAAAGAAGAGGUACGCCUGAUCCAAGCAAUACCUAUAAGCUGUACAAACCAGGAGGAUACUCUUAUAUGGAGGGGCACCAAGAAUGGGGUUUUCUCUGUUAAGAGUGCUUACCAUAUGCAAAAGGAGGUCUUGUCUCUUGCUUUAGCUGGUAGCUCUUCUAGUGGGGUGGGUGGCACAUUAUGGAAGCAAUUUUGGUCAUUGCCAGCUCCUAGUGUUGCAAGGAAUUUCCUAUGGCGGGCAUGUAAUGAUAUUCUUCCGACCCGGGAGAAUUUAUGUAGGAGGAAAAUUCUCACGGAUCCCCUGUGUCCACUGUGCGGUCUAAAAGUGGAGUCUGGAUUCCAUAUACUAUGGCAGUGCCCAUCUACUAUGGAUCUGUUGAGUAUGGGUUCAAAAAAAUUCCAGAAGAGUUACUUCCUUGGUCCGAAUUUUAUGCAGGUCAUCGAAGGUUUGUUUAACAAAUGUGAUACGGAGGAGAUGGUGCAAUUCUCGAGUUUGGCCCGUAGGAUAUGGUUGCGGCAAAAUGAUAUUGUCUAUGGCGGGGUACUCACUCAUCCACGUAUUGUCCUGCAGAGGACUAUAAAAGCUAUUCAUGAGUACACUUUGGCUCAACAGAGGGGGGAGCAGCUGGUCUAUCCGGGUGGGGUUCCUUUUGAGCUUUGCUGGAAGGCCCCGUAG